GGUUCUAAUAGUAGUUCUUACUUCUUACGACAUAUUUUAAUAGUUUCUCGGACUAAGAUUGCAUGUUAUGUGAUAAGGUGUGAGGCUAUACGUAUAUAGACAUUAUGCUGUGGACUGUAGUUAGUUGUGUUUGUGUUGAGAAGUAAAAGGUAAAAUGAUAGAUUUGAGUGACCUCGAUGCCCUGGUAAUAGACAACGGAUCAGGAAUGUGUAAAGCAGGGUUUGCAGGAGAUGAAGAUCCCAGAGUGGUGUUUCCGUCGAUUAUUGGCAGACCUAAAUACUCGGCUAUUAUGCUUGAUGUAGAUCUAAAGGACAGUUAUAUAGGCGAUGAAGCCCAAAGAAAAAGGGGAAUAUUAUCCUUAGAAUAUCCAAUAAAACAUGGAAUAAUUAGUAAUUGGGAUGAUAUGGAGAAAAUUUGGCACCACACUUUUCAUAACGAAUUAGGAGUAUCACCAGAUGAACAUCCUGUUUUAUUAACCGAGGCACCAUUCAAUCCUAAAAUCAACAGAGAAUUAAUGACACAGAUCAUGUUUGAAACAUUUAAUACCCCUGGAUUUUAUGUGGCUCUACAAGCUAUUCUUGGAGUUUAUGCCUCUGGAAGAUGUAGUGGAAUAGUGGUGGAUUCUGGAGAUGGUGUAUCUCAUGUUAUACCAGUAUAUGAAGGUUACGGUAUUCCAUGCGCCAUUAAUAGACUGGAUUUAGCAGGAAGUGAUUUAACUGAGUAUUUACAACGGAUACUAAAUGAACGUGGACAUGGUUUCACAACAAAAGCUGAAUUAGAGAUAGUUCGAGAUAUAAAGGAAAAGCUUUCUUAUAUUGCUGAAGACUUUUCAGCAGAAAUGAACAAAGCAGAGUGUACAUCUAUGUUAGAAAGUAGUUAUGAACUACCAGAUGGUCAAGUUAUUACGAUCGGUGAUGAAAGAUUUCGAUGUCCAGAAGUUUUGUUUCAACCCUCACUUGCUGGUAGAGAGGAUAGAGGGAUACAUAAGAUGAUAUAUGAUAGCACUAUGAAGUGUGAUAUGGAUACUAGAAGAGAUUUUUAUGUUAAUAUAAUUCUCUCGGGUGGUAAUACAAUGUUUCCUGGAAUAGAAAAACGGUUGACUAAAGAAAUGGUGUCUCUACUACCCCAGACUAAGGCAGUUAAAAUUGUCUCUCCACCAGAGAGAAAAUACUCCGUGUGGAUUGGUGGAUCGAUUGCAGCAUCUUUAUCAACAUUUAAACAUUACUGGAUAACAAAACAGGAAUACAAUGAAUGUGGACCAAGUAUUGUUCAUAGAAAAUGUAUUUGACGGCACCUCAAUAAUAUUAAUACUCACAUAACUGAACUUCUAGGCGGAGUUGGUUUCUAAUGCCUCCAUACAUCCCAUAGUCGUGCAAAACCGCCCGUGCUACCUCUAACAUCCAGUGUGCAAAAGUCAAAGGCCACUCUAAACUAUGUCUCAAGCUGUAGAAAAUGUAAAUAAAAAGAUAUCUCUGCAACACGCUUUCGAAUUUUAAAGGUGUAUUAUGUAAGAUUUAGUUAAAUAGCUGGUCGUUCUUCGUAUAAAAGUUCAAAAAUAGAUAAUAAAAAAUGAAUAUAUUGAAAAUUUCAUUGAAAUUACUCUAUUCUGAGCGAAGUUAUGGGUGCUGGAAGAUGGGGCGCAUUUUAAAAUUUUAAUACGAUCGCCAUUUAAUGAUUUAAAAAUCAUUAAAUGGCGACCGUAUUUCAAUCUGUUUAAAUCUCCGCCAUCCGAUAGUAUAGAGAGUUGAUUAUGGGCUUGUCAUGUUAAUAAUUGUUUAAAUAAUAGUUUAUAUAACAUUUGAAGGCAACAUAGAAAUUAGCAAUGGGCAGAUUUAGUUCUUACAUAAUGCAUCUUUAAGAUCUAAAAAUUUUGAAAUUAUGCUUCAAUACGCAAAGUUCUAAUGAAUUACGUGAAUGGUGGAUAGGUUUAGGACUCGAAGCUAACUUGGCCUAAAAAUAUAGGGUCGGUCCGUCGGAAUACCUUUUUUUUCUUUGUUAUUCUCGUGGGGUUGGGGUGAUGGGUAAUAAGGGACUGAACUGAUUGAACCAAUAAGCUAAUUAGUAGGUAUUAUAUUAGGUCACUUGAUUAUGCCACACAUAUGUCGAUGCCAUGGAUACUUUUAGUCUCGAUACGUUGUCCUGUCAUUUUAAAUACAUUACAUGCUUAUUUUCUUCGUAACAUUUCCAGCUAAGACCGAUUUCAAAGACUUGGGGAAUAGGUAAAAAAAAAACGUUUAGGGUUGGCGAUUUUGGAUCCAUCAAAUCGAGUCGGUCGGUUAACCGUAAACACGUUGAAUACGUUGAAAAAUGUUUUCCCCAAUCUUAAGGCUAAAGUUAUCACCCCUUUCACUGUAAUUCUUUUUCAUCAGACGAUUGCCGAUAACCCGAAAAAUGAUCUGAUUACCAUUACAUGUUUUGUAUAAAAAAUAUUAGUAUCAGGAAAAGCUAGAAACCAAUCAAAUUUUAAUGAUUUGUACUCUUGAUCAGUUUGUAGUGUCUUAUAAUGCUCCCAUUAUCUACAAAAAUCCGUGUUGGCUGUACAGACGACAUAGCUGCUGUGGGCGCAUGUUUCGUUGCCAUGCAAUCUAUUUUUGUGUAACUGAGUAUAGGCAACAUAUUUUCUUUGACUAUCUCUUAUCUUAACUACUCACUUUGUGUAGUCCUUUUAUAGACCCCUAUUUUGUGAUUAAAAUGAUAGAUUGUCAUGGAUUUUUUACCAGUAAAUAAUUAAUUUGUGUUCACUCUCUGAAAUCAAUUUCACUUUUAGCAAUAUAACUUGGAUUUCGUGAUCCUUAACCAUACAAAUCAGAACUUUCAAAGUAUGACGUCCAUCGAAGUUGUUUUCCAAAAGUCUUCUUUUAAACUUUAAUUAUUAUUUCGAGUAAAUGUUGCACAAAUAUGGGGACUUAAUCAAGUCUGUCUUAAACAACAAGAACUGUGAUAUAUAUUAUGUGAUAUUGAUGAACAUAAUCAUAAUUGUAU
Messenger RNA from Patella vulgata (common limpet), 2982 nucleotides. RefSeq names its product putative actin-22. The record is from RefSeq and is a predicted model, not a curated record. Bases 155 to 1288 code for a protein of 377 amino acids. The transcript has 8 exons. NCBI's taxonomy places the organism in Eukaryota, Metazoa, Mollusca, Gastropoda, Patellidae.